AUGUUAGUUCUGGACAGGCCCAAGUCUUUUAAAAAUCUGGCGCCUUCAGAGCUCAAGAAACUAAGGAAUAAACAGAGGAAAGCGAAACGUAAAGCCGAACAGGAGAUAGCGCUUGCGGCACAAGUUCAGGUGAAACGUGAACAGCAUCAUAAAGCACGGCAACAGCAGGAGCAGGGCGACCCUGAAGCUCCUCAACUGGAUGAAUUGGUACCAGACAAACUCGCCAGGGCGGAGGAUCCUUUGGAACAGGCGCUCAAGUUCCUGCAGCCUCUCCGUACUCUGGCCGCUGAUAGAAUAGACACACACCUCAUGGCCUUCGAAAUAUACUUCAGAAAAGAGAAACCUCUGCUCAUGCUGCAGAGCAUCAAGCGCGCGUGGAGACUAGAUCCAUCACACGAACACCUACACGACUGUUUGCUUCGUUUUAGGAGUUGGUUGGAUGAGAAACACGACUCAUUAGUACAGAGUGUAGCCGCUGUUAUAGAUACUGAGAUGCAACCGAUGUUCCGAGAUAGAAGUGCCCAAACAAUGGCCGAGGAGUUCAUAAGUGGACCGUUCAGAUCACAGAGGGCAGCGCUGUGGGGCGCGAGGGCCAUGUGUCGUGUACAACCUUCACGUACGGAGCAGGCUCUACAGUUAGCCACUAGGCUAGACCUGCCUGGGAUGUCCAUACAGGGUUGUGUGGAAGUGCUAGACAGUCUAAAAGAUGGUGAUUUCGGUGCUUGUGAAAAAGAAAUAGAACAAUACAUAGAAGCGUGUAGAGCCAAGUAUCCUUACGCGCUAGCUUUCAAACCCGCUAACGAGAACCACGAAGAUACCGCGCUGCAACCCAAAGAAAUACUAGACAACUGUAACCAAGACGAACAGACGAACAUUAUGUAA
This is a messenger RNA of Danaus chrysippus (African queen), 882 nucleotides long. NCBI's taxonomy places the organism in Eukaryota, Metazoa, Arthropoda, Insecta, Lepidoptera, Nymphalidae. The record is from the annotation of a GenBank genome assembly.